Messenger RNA from Xyrauchen texanus (razorback sucker), 1777 nucleotides. RefSeq lists its product as uncharacterized. The coding region runs from base 194 to 1777 and encodes 527 amino acids. Lineage: Eukaryota; Metazoa; Chordata; Actinopteri; Cypriniformes; Catostomidae. The transcript has 7 exons. The record is from RefSeq and is a predicted model, not a curated record.
GCUGCUCUGAGCACCAUAAAGACAGCCGCAUCUCUCCAAACUUCAGAAGACGCAUUGCCCCAUACUGAGACUCACAUAGAUCUCCAGCGUUCAUUAUUGGAAUAAUACUAAUUUUAAAGUGUUUAUUUACAAAAAAUAACAUAGAAUAAAUAAAUAAUAAUAAUACAAAAAUCUGUCUUUGAAAAGCCAGAGCAUGAAGUUCCACUGCGUUUCUCUUGUCAUUUGUGCUGUACUUAUUGGAGAGGUUUGCUCAUCUCAGAUCAAGCUGUCUCGUCUGGAUCGAUGGGCGAGAACUGGAUUUCACUACCUGAAGCUGAACCUGUGCCGGAGGGUCUCACUGCCGGAGAGCGAGUGCAAGAAACUGGCUCACCUCCACCUGAGUGGGGUGGCGGUGUACGUUUCUGAGUCCAGCACGGGAAAAGUGCUCGCGAUCCUACCUGAUUCAUACUCCACAGGAGCCCCAAGUUCAAAGCAGAAGGGUUAUUCUGUGGACGAUGCGAGCAGGACAAAUGAAGAAUUCUAUCCCGGAGCGAGUGCGCACGACGCGGUGCUGCUUCUGGACCCCAGUCUCGGAGAAAGCUUCGGACACCCGGUGGUCAUGUUCUAUGUGGACUUCAACAUAACCGAAAAGAAAUGUUCUCAUAUGGAUGGCAUUUAUCUUGGGGAGGAGUGCUUGACGAUUGCUGUCAAAACACGCUGUCAAAACCAGCUGAAGCGGAGACGGAGUCGAAGUGACCGUAUGGCGAGCCGGGCAAAGGGUACGGUGGGCAAAACUGUUCACGUAGAGCAAAGCAGCGGCCUCUGUGAGAUUCAUUUUCUCCCUUUGGUGGUCGGAGUGAAGGACAGCAACCGAACCCAACGCCUACGCUGUGUGGAUCACCCAGACUUUGCUAGGUGCCCGCAGCCUUUGCCCAUGACCAGCCCCAGCGUGCCUAUCUCCAGCUGUGAGCUCAACACAAACACCCACCGAUGCCAACAGCAACGCCUGGCCACACACCUGUCCUGUCGUCUCUACCAGACCUGUGAUCAUGCCGUUCUCUUGUCAGGUGGCUGGCAGGAGCAGAUAACAUACCAGCGCCAUGUACAGAACCUGCAACUCUUCUACCAGAUGCUGAGGAACAACGGUUUCCAUAAGGAACACAUAAAGACAUUCUUUGCUGGGAAUGGACAGGUGGCAGCUACAGACACAGAGGGGAUGUAUCCAGCCACAGAUAAAGAGGUGAUCAGGAAUCACAUUUCCUACAUCUGCCGAAAGCAGCACUGUGCAGAUUCUCUGGUUCUGUACCUGAACAGCCCCACACGCAAUGAUGGAACCAUGCUGCUCUGGGACCGCAAUAACAAUGGCAUUGCUGAUCUGAAGGAGCGUUACUCUGUGAGGGAACUGUUGGCAGAUCUGGCAGGGUGCAUGGCCAGUCGAGUGGUGCUGUUUGUGGAGCAGAGCUAUAGUGGGGCCCUCAGUAGGAGACUGAUGAGAUCUCUCAAAGACGUCAAUGUUGUGCUGCUGAAUGGGCUGCCCUGGGUGAAGACAGCUGAGUUUUGGGCCUCUUUACACCCAUCCCAGUGCCUGAUAGACUAUCUCAGUAAGCAGAGUUCUGUGAUACCUCGAUUGGGUGAUGCCACUCUGGGCCUCCUGAACGUCACUCUUGCAGGUGCUCCGUGUAACUCUACCCCACCCCUCACCGAGGCUGAGAUGAGGAAGGAAUACAUGGGCUGCCAGAACCUGCCCACAGCCCUGUGGUACCAAAAACGGCCCAAGUCUGACAACAACAGGAAUUAA